AUGGGAUUUAGCCCCAAAUGGAACUGCGCAACUAAAGAGAAUGGGCCUCAAAGCCAGGUUAGCUGUCAAUGGCACCAGAGUAUCGGGUAUCGUGAAGUCGUGCAAAGUCUCGACAGAUUGAGGGCCAAGUGUGAGCUCGUAAUUAAUGCAUCUCAUGUAGAUGACAUGCUGACGGCUCGUCUGCAUCUAAUGAGGAGGUUUGAGUACUAA
Molecule: messenger RNA, 210 nt
Organism: Plasmopara halstedii
Lineage: Eukaryota; Oomycota; Peronosporomycetes; Peronosporales; Peronosporaceae
Exons: 2
Coding region: 1-210 (69 amino acids)
Source: RefSeq, a predicted model, not a curated record